CCCCUUAGAGCCCUUCCGUUCAUAUAAAACCCUAAUUGUCCGGAGAAGACACAGGCGAACGAACGGUUUCAAUCUACUCCUGGCACAGAUUUUUAGAUCUCUCUCUUCUCUCAAUUCUCUAAUCUGUUCCACCCUUUCCCCUCCUUGUGAUUCCUCUCUGUCGUUGUAUCGAUUUCUGAAAGAGAAGCAAAAGUCAUGGCGGAUCAGCUCACUGACGAUCAGAUCUCCGAGUUCAAGGAGGCUUUCAGCUUGUUCGACAAGGAUGGAGACGGUUGCAUCACAACCAAGGAGCUGGGAACUGUAAUGAGAUCACUGGGACAGAACCCAACAGAAGCUGAGCUCCAGGACAUGAUAAAUGAGGUGGAUGCAGAUGGGAAUGGAACCAUCGACUUUCCAGAGUUCCUAAACCUUAUGGCCCGGAAGAUGAAGGACACCGACUCUGAGGAGGAGCUCAAAGAGGCCUUCAGGGUGUUCGACAAGGAUCAGAAUGGUUUCAUUUCUGCAGCUGAGCUACGCCAUGUCAUGACCAACCUUGGUGAGAAGCUCACAGAUGAAGAGGUUGAUGAGAUGAUCCGUGAGGCCGAUGUUGAUGGUGAUGGACAGAUCAACUACGAGGAGUUUGUGAAGGUCAUGAUGGCAAAGUGAGGACCAGCUCUCCAAAAUCAAAAGAAAAAGAAAAAAGAGGGGAAAAAAAACUAAAAAAAGGGGACAGGGUAGAUAAGUAUAAUGAUGUUUCUAUUUUCCUAUAGGAAUUAAUUUGAUAGUUCUUAAAAGGAAUAGUAUUAAGGGGAAGUAGUGUCGUUGGUGCUUGGUACCCUCGCCCUUUUCAUGUUGGUUGUGUGAUUCUGUUUUUCUCUCGGCCUG
This is a messenger RNA of Telopea speciosissima, 864 nucleotides long. Its product is annotated as calmodulin-7. Lineage: Eukaryota; Viridiplantae; Streptophyta; Magnoliopsida; Proteales; Proteaceae. Gene Ontology annotation, molecular function: calcium ion binding; enzyme regulator activity. The transcript is spliced from 2 exons. The coding region runs from base 196 to 645 and encodes 149 amino acids. The record is from RefSeq and is a predicted model, not a curated record.